Messenger RNA from Linum trigynum, 2655 nucleotides. NCBI's taxonomy places the organism in Eukaryota, Viridiplantae, Streptophyta, Magnoliopsida, Malpighiales, Linaceae. The record is from the annotation of a GenBank genome assembly.
CGCUCAUCCACACACUCCCCUCCCCAAAACGAAAACACAAAUCUCCCCGACGGCACCGGUAUGGAACAGUGUAAAAUCCCCACUGUCGCCGGCCGCCGUGACGAAGAAGGAGAUCGUAUCUCGGCGUUACCCGACGAGAUCCUCCACGACAUCCUGUCUCAUCUAAAUUCCCAAAAAUUCAUCGGUAAAGCCACCGUCCUCAGCAAAAGAUGGGCCAACCUCUGGUUCUCGUACCCAACCUUGGAAUUCAACGGAAACGAUUUCGGAACCCAGAAAUCCCUAAAAGGUUUCGCCGCUGCAGCCGCCAAGAAGUUGUCUUCCUUCCAACACCAGCUCGCCGCCGUCAGGAUCAACGGCAACGGUUGGAUGGCAAACAACUCAGAUUUCUGCACCACCAUCCUCGACGAUCUGCUCGGAUCCGUCGCCAAGAACCAGCCACAAAAGAUUAAUGUCACAGCAACAUAUUACAGCAUCCCACGCGAGUUUCUACUACCCGCCGGCGGCGCCGGCCAAUUAUGCCGAAUCAAGCAUCUCAGCUUGGAGAAUUGCAACUUUGACCGCUACGUCAACCUUUUCACAGACGACGACGACAGCAGGAGCAACCCUUUUGACUAUCUUCGCGGAUCCCUCAGGACGUUGAGACUCACAGGCAUCAAAUUCCCCGACGGCGGGCGGAUUCUGAAUAGCAUGAUCGCCGGCGCCUCCCUCUUGGAGGAAUUGGAAGUGACGUUUUUUCGAGGGGUUCAGAGGGUUCAGGUUCGGGACCUACCGAACCUGAAACGUUUGAAGCUCUACGCCAUUGACAAGGUGGAUUUCGACAUCGCUUGGCCCCACUGUCCAUCAGAGGAUGGCGCCAUGGCGAUUGUGUUGACGCCAGAUCUGACAAGUGUGGAAAUCAGAUCUGCACGUGCUUGUAUAUAUACGAAUUGGGAUGUUGAAGAUUUGAUAUCGGAGUGCCCACUCAUGGAGUCGUCAAUAACAUCAGCAGCAAGUGAUCCCCCUCCGGUUCAUCACCUGAAGAUCGUCAAUAACGAUAAGUUAAAAGAGGUUACAUUGAGUUCGUGGAACUGUUCGAUUGCUCUCCCUAACACAACUUUCCUUUGGGUCAACAUUCGUUUCUUCCUUACAGUCUUAAGUAAGGACGACAGAUCCUUUGCCUUGGUGAAAACCCACGGCCCACUCUCCCAACUCGAUCUUUAUGAUUUGGGGAAGGUUCUUGAGAAGCUAACACGAUUCUGGUUGACUAUAGAACUCAUACAUGAAUUUCCAAAUUGUCAGGAGGAAGAUGUGGAUCAAUUUCAAGAUGUUCAUUCUCCAAUUGUUGAGCAUGUGAUUGUUUCAGAAAACUUCUUGAGAUCGUGCAAUAAGAAGGAAUUCUUUUUAGGUGCCAUAUUCUGUUGUUGUCGCCCUAAAUUUUUAUCUUGUACUCCGAGGAAAUAUAAAGUGCCCAGAGAAAAUCUGUUGUUAGUUGUUGAGUAUGUACAACAGCUCUUCAUGAAGAGGGAAUUCAAUGAUCGUUGUCGUAUCAAAUGCAAUUGUUGGCGCCAUCAGUUGGAGGAUGUCAAAAUCUUAUGGAGAAGUAUAAAAGGAAGCAUUAAGGAGGACAAAGUUAUGAACAUUACAAAUUUUGCGGUUUCAUCUCUUGGUGAAAAAGAUCAAAUCUGGUUUGUUUUGAUGUGGCGUUGAAUUCUGAUGACUUGUAGCUCUAACUUUUCUAGUUGAAGAUGAUAUUUAUUUGUGAAACGUAUUUGUGUUAUUCUCAUGUUAAAUUUGGUCUACUCGUUAGUGACUUUGGUCUACUCACUACUGGAUUUCUUUUGUUUAGUUCAUGUUGUGCAGCUGUGGUUCUGGGUAUAAAUAAUAUCUCGACUUUUAUUUUGUAGAAUAUUUUGAUGACUUUGGUGCUUUGAAGGGUAGCGGUUAGGGGAAGGAUUAGGGAGGAUGGUGGAAGGAUGAACUGUUCAGUUGGAUACUGAGUAAAUUAGGUUGGUUAAUUCGGUUCUGGAUUCUGUUUGUUUGAGCGUUAAGUUAGCUUCGAAGAGAGUUGACUUGAGUUCUCUUAUAUUAUGUUAGAUGAUGUGACCAAUGGUAUAACACCCCGAUCAUUGGGUUCAGGUUCAACCAAAACCGAAAGAUAUACUCAACUACGUAACACAAAAGCGACCCAAUUCGUAUGAAGGACUACUUUACCUUUCGACGCAAAGGCCAAUCAUGACAGGCCGAACAAGGACCUUAUGAAGUUGUGACUGCAAGCGACUGUUUGAGGGUUGAGAUUUCUUGGAGUGAAAGGCUUAGUAGAGUUAACUUUCUACGAACCACCAUGUAUAAGAAUUUAAAUUCCAAUCGACGCUCAAGUCUCCCUGAUUGCAACCCACCAUACAACUACUUUCAUCGUCUCUCACUUUCUCUACUUCUCUCGAUCUAGGUAAGAAUGACGAAUCCCCAACUCAGCUCAAGCUUCAAGCUAGCUAGAUAGUUAACUGACCAAGGUUGUUCCUAGCUAUGUCGUAGCUUUGACGACAUAGGUACGGGCUUAUCGAACGUCAAUCUAAGCGAGGAACAUAGGCUCUAAUGACUUGAAUCUCAGCCUGGGUACACCUACAACUACAAGGUUUAAGGAAGCCCGAUUCCUCGUAUUAAAAUUGACGUUUAUAC